UAAGAUGCAAAAGGCAUUUUUUAAAGAUGUAAAAUUUUAUAUUUUCUGUUUUGCAUCUCCAAAUUUGCAUCUUUGCUCUCACUAUCUCAUCCAAGUCGCCUCUCUGUUUUCGCGCACCCUGCUCAACACGUCGGAGCUCGAUCGAUCAGCAGGCCGGAGUUGACCGCCGGCGGCGUGCCCCGUGCGACCGCGGCCCCUCGGGCCACCGCGAGCCAUUCCCAUUCCUGAAUAAAGAAAGAGGAGGAAGAGAAGCCGAGUUCCUCGAAUGGUAAGCAGGCGUUGACCAGAACAGAGUGGAUCACAUCGCCACCACCACCACCUGAUGAUUCCACGAAAGAUAUACACAUCCCAUCCGAUCAGAUAGCUUAUCAUCUUCCAUACUUUUAGUUGUUGAUGCGGAGAUAGAUAAGCGGCCGUUGACUUUACCUGGCGCGCGCGCGGCGGGCCUCGGCUCAGCUCAUCUCGCUCGCGGUCGCCGGAGCCGGAGCCCGGACGAGGACGGACGCCGGGGCCGGGGGGCGGGGGCAUGUGAAAUGGCGGCGCUGGAGAUCGCCUUCGCCGCCAUCAGCGUCGCGGUCAUCAUCGCCAUUGCCUACUUCCUCCACACGUGCUCGCGGGAGGCCACGCCUGUGCCGAUGCCGCCGCCCCCCGGCGCGGAGGAGGCGGCCGCCGCCGCCGGCGACGUCGAGAUGCAGGCCGGGAUGGACGAGGCCGCGAUCAGCGCGCUGCCCAAGGUGGUGGUGCGCGGCGGGGCCGGGGAGGCGUCGGCGUCCUCGUCGUCCACGAGCUGCGCGGUGUGCCUGGGGGAGUACGACCGGGGAGACGUGCUGCGGGUGCUGCCGGACUGCGCGCACUCGUUCCACCGGCCGUGCGUCGACCAGUGGCUGCGCCUCCGCCCCAGCUGCCCCGUCUGCCGCACGCCGCCGUCUACGCCGGCGCCGGCAGCCCCCUCGCCCAGCCAAACGUGAUUUUUUUUUUCUGAAACUCUCAAGAUGUAAAGCAAAGUGUAUGUACAUUUCUGUAUACUUCACUGCAAAUAUUUGGAUGGUCGUAGGAGCAUCGCCAGCACA
This is a messenger RNA of Aegilops tauschii subsp. strangulata, 1070 nucleotides long. RefSeq names its product RING-H2 finger protein ATL70-like. The record is from RefSeq and is a predicted model, not a curated record. Lineage: Eukaryota; Viridiplantae; Streptophyta; Magnoliopsida; Poales; Poaceae.